GCACAUAACUCAUUCAACGACUCGAUCAUACACAAUAAACAUCUAAUACACUGCUUUCAAAAAUUUCCUUUUUUUCAAGUAACGAUCGAUCAAUCCUGGUAUCAACAUGCACAUCCCAGAGGUGGACAUGUGGAAAGUUUCUCAGAGUAGCCGGAUUCACAGACUCUCAAUCUUCAAUUGCGACAAACCCGGAUUGAAAGUGCUGGACUAUGCGGCCGUGCGAGGAGUCGACUCGUUCUACUUGGACUGCCAGAACUACAGGGAUUACUUCAAAGAUCCGUACUGCCGGGUCCACAAGCCUCCGAGGUUUAGUUCGUAUGGGGGCAGGUGCGGUGUGAAGUUGGACACCGACGUUGAGCUCCUUAGCAUGCCGACCUCGUGGGGCAUCGAUCGCCAGCCCAUCGUCUAUCCGAUCGAUUACCACUCCGAUAUGGCCCUUGGCAGAAGGGAUUGCGAUCACAUAAAGGCCUUCUGUUCCCGAGCCGAGAGUCUAAGCUUCAAGCGAUAGGAUCGUCAAAUAGUACGGGCUUCCAUUGUUGCUAACUCUUUACCAGUUUAAAUACAGUUUUCAGCACUGCAAAAUGAA
This is a messenger RNA of Drosophila suzukii, 586 nucleotides long. RefSeq lists its product as uncharacterized. NCBI's taxonomy places the organism in Eukaryota, Metazoa, Arthropoda, Insecta, Diptera, Drosophilidae. The record is from RefSeq and is a predicted model, not a curated record.